Messenger RNA from Pieris napi, 2611 nucleotides. RefSeq lists its product as uncharacterized. The coding region runs from base 125 to 448 and encodes 107 amino acids. NCBI's taxonomy places the organism in Eukaryota, Metazoa, Arthropoda, Insecta, Lepidoptera, Pieridae. The record is from RefSeq and is a predicted model, not a curated record. The transcript has 3 exons.
GUCAGUGACAGAUUAGGAACUCAAGUCUCAAAUUAAAAAUACUCUUUUCUGCUUGGUUCUCGUCUAUUAGUAAAUUAAUGUGUAUUCAAAAAUAUAAAUUAAAACACUAUAUUUAAUUCAUAGAAUGACAGAGAAAGAGGUUACAAUUGAGGAACUGGACGAUACAGUAAAACAAACAAAUGAACAACUUGAUCUGAUGGAAUGGAAACUUGAUGGAGGGGGGAUGGAUAUAGUGGCUCCUAUCAACAACCAGGAUGUUUGUAUUGUCAAUUUACUGAAAUCUGUUUCUGAGGUUCGGUCCGACUACCAACAGCUUCGCCGUGAGUUGAUUGAAGUGCAGGCGCUUCAAAGGGAGCUAUCUACGCGCCUGCGCACACAGUUGCGACUAGUACAUGGGAAAUUCGCACGACUGCGACAAAGAAUCGCAGCCGCGUCGCCACCUCGUUAGUCGCACGUCUACCUAACCUUACUGCCAUAACUAGUCGUUUUUUGGAUAUCUUUUAGAUGACUGUCACAAAAUAAAUAGAUAUGUAUAGUUGUACGAAUACAAAGUGUCUGAUUUGAAUUGUUGCUAGUUAAUUUAUUUUGUGACAUAAUAACCCACGAAUAUGUCUUGUAGUACAUUAGGGUCUCAGUAAACAUGUGAUUAAUAACACUCGUUUCUAAGCACCAUAAAUUGCUGUCAAUUAAACCUUUUUCUUCCAGGUAUAGAUUACCUUUAGUGCCAAUGUAUUUAAUUCUAAAUCAGUAGAAUCAAUUAAGAUCUAGUAUAAAAUCAUAGAAAUAUUAACGAGGAAAGUAUGGAAAAGGAAGCGAUUGAUCAGUUAUGUGAUAAAGUUAUGUUGUGUGAGCUAAAUUUCUGUUCCUAUCGAAACACAUUGUAUGUCUCGGUUACAAUGUGUAGCAAAAUCUAUGUAAAAAGAAUGGCUACACUUUGGCACCUAGAUUUAAGACCGGUGCUAUAUUGCUAGGAUGAAGAUGUACUUUGAUAUACCUGUAUUAAUAUUUUUGUUUAGAGGCUAAAAGAUUGAUUGUGGAAAGCCUAUAAAUCAACACAUCGAAUGUAGAAAGGCGAAUGAAUUUGGAUCGAAUUUAAAAAUGUUGUACUUAGAGUACGCUGUAGCGCUACAUAGACUCUUGUACCUUUAGGUUCGAUACUGAUGAGCGAGUCGAGUUUCGAACAAAGCAAAGGUUCUAUAAAGCGCAAUACACACUGAGCCCGCCGGGCCGCCGACAAACUCCGGCGACACAACCCGGCGGCCUGUAUGAAAAUAAUCAUGUCGGCAACAUGCGCCUGCGCGUGUUACCCGCCGACAUGUUGGCGGCUUGGGUACGCCUGCGCUCAGUUGCCCGGCACAACCUUUAUCGACAUGCGGCAAUCACUGACUGCCAAAUUAAUUUCUCAUCUCAAGCCGCCGACUAAAUUUUCCGACGUGUAGUAAGUGAAGCCGCCAACUAGACCGCCGACAAAAAGUUGCCAACAUAUGUCGGCGGCCUCAAUGUGUAUUGCUUAACGCAGACCGUUAAAUUAAUAUCGUUUAAUGUAUUGUUAUGAAAUCAGUAAAAGGGAUUAUCGAUUACCAAAUUAAAUAACGCUUUUACCAAAGACGAUAAUGAUGGACAUUUUGGGGAUGCGACGAGUCGAUCGUCUGUACCGAGCCUUAAAUAUAAAAACUAGUAAACUAAGUUUUAGAACAAAUUUACAUUAGAUUUCCUCUUAGGUAUUAAAUGUUGCAUUUAUUUUUUCGUAAUUUACACUUAAAUCGCACGGUCACUACAUAGUUAUAUUAGAAUAAAUAGCACAUAUACGUAUAACUUACAUGCUAUACUUAAUGCACUGAAGGUGGGCGGUUUAGCGUUUAUUGGCAUAUUAUUUCAGCUAAAUUAAGUCAUACGUACAUAUUUAUUGGUUGAAUAUACUAUUUAUUAGAAAUGAAUUCUAAUUUGCAUUGAAAUAAUAAAUUAUUUUUGUAUUCUAAUUGUUUCUACGACCGUUUGCCAAAUACAUCUCACUAGUUGUAAGUAAUACAUGUCUGAAACUAUGUAUAAGUCUAAAUUAUUGUAAAGUUACUGAACUAAACCAUUUCCUAUUUAGUAUCUAACAAGGUUUUUUUGUGUAUUAUUGGGUAUUUUAAUGAACGUACUUAUUGAAUCUUGUAUUCAAUUGUGACGGCAUAAGGUCAUGUGAACUAAAGCUUGCUUUGUAGUCACAAUACGGAUUGACGUCAUGAAAAUCAAUACAAAAUAGGUCAACUAUAAAAUCGUUUAUUUACUGCAGUGUAAGGUUCUAUUUAUGUUUUGACGAAUAAGCGCUGGCUAACUUAGAAUUCGAGAAAUAUAUAAUAAUAUAACAUUUUAUUACUUGACGCCGGAUAUAAAAAUGUCUUACCCUAUAGUGAACACAGUAUGUUAUGAACUUAUUUUAAUUUUUUUGUCUCGAAUAUAAAACUCGAAUCGCAUUAAUAAGAUUUGUAUUGAAAAUUUGUCUAUCAUUUCUAUUGUUAAAUUUACUUUAAAUUUUUUGAAAAUGUUUAUUAUUCCAAUUUAUAGUUGUAAACUAUUGUGUCAGAGACACCUUUUAUUGAAAUAAAACUUGUGGUUUUCAAAGCUA